AGAACAUGCAGCCGGAAGAUCUCAUGGCCGCGAUACCCUCCUGGUUUAUCGAUAAGAAGAAUGGCUGCUUCAUCCUGAAGCUGUUCGCCACGUGGAACGUAUACGACGAUCCUGACGUUGGAUCGCGCAGCGAGUUCCUCGCGACAAACUUUACGCUACCAGAAACACUCUGCAAGAUGUCGACUGCGACUGUUUGUGCUGACUUGUCUCCUAUGGCCAAGAAAGAGGACGACGGCAAAUCUGAUCAUGGGCUUGAGGAUGGCAAUGUUGUCUUGCAGGAUGUUGAAGUCAGCGAUCAUACCGAUGAAGAUGAAGAUGAUGGGGUGGUCUGGCUGGAUGAUGAGGACAGCGAAGGAGACGUCGAGUGACGGCCUUCCUUUUCCGCGUCGCCACAACAAUCGUUCAUAAGGCCUUCGCACCACCUACGACACUGGAACUACUGCACAUGUCUACCCCGGCUCCCAUGCUCUUCACAAUCACUCCAGCAGCGCAUAGGAUCAUCUUCCCC
Paraphaeosphaeria sporulosa is the source of this 508-nucleotide messenger RNA. RefSeq lists its product as uncharacterized. The record is from RefSeq and is a predicted model, not a curated record. Bases 6 to 368 code for a protein of 120 amino acids. The transcript has a single exon. NCBI's taxonomy places the organism in Eukaryota, Fungi, Ascomycota, Dothideomycetes, Pleosporales, Didymosphaeriaceae.